UGGGUUCGUUGAGGUACUCCCGUGACCUCCCUAAUUAGUCUAAGUGCGUGUUUUCGGAUUGUCCGUUCGGAUUCGCGGACCGCUCCGAAGGAGCAUAUUUGUUGAGUAUCUGAUUGUAUAUGUGAGUGUGUUCCAGCGAUCGGUCCAGGCCGUUGGGAGUUGCGGGAUCUCGCCACCGGCGGUGACACAUUUUGAGAUCUAAUCGAUAUGCUGGUUAUCAGACGCACCAGUUGUGUUUUUUGCGGGGCUCGGUUAGGUCCAGCCGUUUAUUGUCCAUGUGCUUCGGAGAGAAGGACGAGGUGGCUCUUGAAGGUUCUUGAGCAGCUCGCCUCCUUUUCGCGAUUUUCUUGCUGUAAUUGCACGGGCUGCGAAUAUGAAACAGACAUCGUCUUCCUUUUCUUUUUCACCCAUAUACGCACGAAUCUUGUCUUGUUGCUGUCGCUGCCGUUAUUUGCUGCGGUGAGGCAGUUCUAUGCUUUGGGGUGGAAUAGCGUGGCACAUGGGUUUGUAACGAGGGGUUUACCCGGUCACUGUAGUGAAUUGGCAGGCAUUGUUGGUGAGAAGUGUUGAGCUGCUGCAAGAUAUGAUUCAGUAUCCAAAG
Messenger RNA from Aspergillus homomorphus CBS 101889, 601 nucleotides. RefSeq lists its product as uncharacterized. The coding region runs from base 208 to 570 and encodes 120 amino acids. The record is from RefSeq and is a predicted model, not a curated record. The transcript has a single exon. NCBI's taxonomy places the organism in Eukaryota, Fungi, Ascomycota, Eurotiomycetes, Eurotiales, Aspergillaceae.